AUGUUUCCUGAGACUGCAACAAAAUUUCUCAACCCCAGUGGAGUUCCGCUUUGGCGAAAGGAGUUUCAACAGAAAGAAGAUAGCAGUACUAGUGACGUGUUCAGAAGCCCUCCGUCUAGCAUCAAAGUUGCCGCUCGGGACUCUCAAGCACCAGGUUGUUUGAAGCCCUGCAUGAUUUCACUUGGCGCUGGUACCCCGUCAAGUGCUUAUUUCCCAUUUGAGGAGAUUAAAGUCAAAGUAUCCAACCCUCCUCGCUUUGCAGGCGAAGUACCCGAGUCAACUCUUCACCUGGCCAAGUAUGACUUUGAACCACGCGUCAGUGAUUACAGCCUAGAUGUUGCGCUGAACUAUGGCCAAGGUACUGGUUCUGCACAGAUGCUACGAUUUGUCACUGAACAUACUGAACUUGUGCAUAGUCCUCCAUAUGGCGACUGGGAAUGUUGUUUGACAGUGGGUAGCACCUCCGCAUGGGAUUCUACUCUACGGAUCUUUUGCGAAAAAGGUGACUAUAUUAUCGCAGAAGAAUACGCUUUCUCCAGUGCCUUGGAAGCAGCUUUACCGAUGGGUAUUAAAGUACUGUCUGUCAAGAUGGAUGAACAAGGUCUAGUCCCCGAGUCUCUAGAUGACCUUCUCUCUAGCUGGGACGAGGGCGAGCGAGGAGCCCGAAAGCCAUUUCUCCUUUAUAUGGUUCCCACUGGCCAGAACCCUACAGGCGCUACACAGCUUCUUGAGCGGCGCAAGGCAAUUUAUGCGGUUGCCCAGAAACAUGAUCUUUAUAUCGUGGAAGAUGAACCUUAUUAUUACCUACAACUACCGCCGUAUACCCCUGGUGAAAGUUCUUCUCACGAAGGGAACAAACCCUGCGCGUUGAUUCCGUCGUAUUUGAGUCUUGAUGUCGAUGGUCGAGUUCUUCGACUAGAUUCACUAUCCAAGGUCCUUGCACCUGGCUCUCGCACGGGUUGGGUCACAGCCUCUCAACAGGUCGUCGAGAAGUUUGUUCGGAUGAACGAGGUUUCAUCCCAACAUCCCAGUGGUUUCUCACAGGCGAUACUUUUCAAGCUCUUGAACCACCAUUGGGGUCACGGAGGUUUCUUUCAGUGGCUGGAGAAAAUACAGACGGAAUACACAUGGAGAAGGGAUACAUUCCUUGAUGCUUGCAACAAAUUUCUCCCCAAGGAUAUUGCGAGCUGGAAUCCGUCACGGGCCGGGAUGUUUCAAUGGAUUGAGAUCGACUGGAGAUCUCAUCCGUUAUACAAAACUGGGGCUAACCAUCGAACAAUUCAACAAGUAAUAUUUGAAUGCGCCAUGCAGCAGAAGGUCUUUUUAACGCAAGGGAGUUUUUUCUGGUCCGACAGUAGUACAACAGAAAGUCGAAUGUUCUUCCGCGCCACCUACGCGACAGCCUCCCAAGACGAUCUCACAGAGGCGGCUAGAAGAUUUGGUGAAGCACUGAAGGAUCAAUUCAAGUGA
Messenger RNA from Talaromyces rugulosus, 1470 nucleotides. RefSeq lists its product as uncharacterized. Gene Ontology annotation, molecular function: pyridoxal phosphate binding; L-2-aminoadipate:2-oxoglutarate transaminase activity; aromatic-amino-acid:2-oxoglutarate transaminase activity. Bases 1 to 1470 code for a protein of 489 amino acids. The record is from RefSeq and is a predicted model, not a curated record. The transcript has 6 exons. Gene Ontology annotation, biological process: L-tyrosine biosynthetic process; aromatic amino acid catabolic process. NCBI's taxonomy places the organism in Eukaryota, Fungi, Ascomycota, Eurotiomycetes, Eurotiales, Trichocomaceae.